AGUCAUGGUCGCGGGAAGGAUGGAGGCUAUCAUAAAGACAAGUCCCAUUGUGAGACCUUCCGUCAGGUCAUUAGGCUCUGCGGGACAGCAGCACAAUGGGCGUUCACUCGCCGAUGAACGGAGACGUGAAUGGGUCCGCUGGAAGGGCGGGCGCCAGUGAUGGAGCAAAAGAAGGACGACGACAGGUAGCACCGCCCUACCUCUCCCUCUCAGUAGGCGAGGCCAUGGGGCAGCUCGCUGCUUCGCCGCCCGCUGAGCCUGAGCCACAGGACCAUGGAACGGUGAUGCGAUUGUUGGCGCAUCGAGCCCGCUAUUCUCCCGAUGUGGUGGCUGUCGGAUUCCCCGAUGAAGGGGGUCGUCCCUGUCCGACGUGGACGUAUCGCAACCUGACACGGAUGGGGACGAGUGCUGCUAGGCAGCUCUGUCAAGCGCUGCUCCGCCAAGGCUUACCAGCUAAGUCGCAACAGCCCGUCAUUGCCCUCUUAGGUCCCAGUGGGCCUGGAUAUCUCGCACAGGCACUUGGCUGCUGGCAUGCUGGUGCUGCUAUCCUUCCGAUCGCACUGGGAACAACUGCAUCGGGGGUCGCCAACCUUCUAAGGCUGACGGGCUGCAAAUGCAUAUUGGCCCAUGUUGACCAGCGCGACCUCGCAGAGGCUGCCGCACAACAUUCAGAUCUACGUCAAGAUGUACAGCUCUUCGAUUGGCUCAGCUGUGGCGAUGCAGCAGAAGAAAACACGGAUGUGACACCUUUAUACCCCGCUGGCCCGGACGACGUCAUUGUCAUCUUCCACUCAUCUGGAUCCAGUGGUAACCCGAAGCCGAUCCCACAGCUGCAUCGAUUCUGGACAAAAACGCUUUUUAGCGCGAGAGGGAGAGACCGAGCGGCAUUUACCACAACACCCUUGUUCCACGGAGGUCUCUCUGACCUUUUUCGGGCUUUCCAAGCAGCUGCUCCCAUCUACUUCUACCCAUGGCACCUCCGCAGAGCACCAACAACGGCCACGAUUGUCGCAUCAGUGCAAGCUUGUACACAGGAAAUCCGCUACUUUUUAUCGGUCCCCAUGAUUCUCGAGUCGCUCAUGCGAGAAAAGCUAGGCAUCAAUUUACUGAAAGAUAUGGAUCUCGUCAGCACUGGUGGUGCGCCUUUGCCCCAGCACGUUGGUGAUGACAUGGUUCAGCAUCACAACAUUCGUUUGGUGUCGCGCCUCGGCAGCUCUGAAUGCGGAUUCCUCAUGUCUUCGUGGCGAGACUUCGACAAUGACAAAGAAUGGUCAUGGCUUCGAGUCACCGAUCAAACCAGCGAGCAAUGGCUCAAGUUCCAGGCCAGAAGCGAGCAUGGAGAAGGGCUCCAUGAGCUCAUAGUCUCAAGUUAUUGGCCUACAAAGAUCAUUUCAAAUCAAAGUGAUGGGUCUUUUGCUUCAGGCGACCUCUUCCAAAGGCAUCCCGUUGACUCCGGCAAAUGGCGAUAUGCUCGUCGCUCCGACGACAGUAUCGUUCUUGUGAAUGGCAAGAAAGUCGCCUCCUCCCCGAUUGAGGUAGCACUCAAGAACUCUAGGGAUCUGGUCAGCGAUGCCAUUGUAUUCGGAGCAAGCCGUCCGAGUUUGGGUGUUUUAAUCUUGCCCAGCGCUUUAUUGUGCUCUCGGAUAUCAGCAUCGCAGCAGGGCACGGAGGAGGAGAAAAGUGUCCAGAUGCUUGCUGCGCUCCUCCCCACUCUCGAAUCAGUCAACAAGACGCAGCCCAGCCACGCCCGAAUUCCUCCAGAAAUGGUGUACUUCAUGCAGUCGGACCGCUUUUCUCAGCUCCCCCGCUCUUCCAAGGGCACGCUCCAACGAGGAAUGGCGAUGGACCAGCUCGCCGGCAUUAUCGACGGCGUGUAUCGCCGCUUCGAACGUGGCGAAGCGCCCCAGGUGCAGCCUCGGCUGGCGCUAAAGGGCAAAGAGCUGAACAACUGGGUCCACAGUCUUAUAGAGGAGAUUCUUGGCCAUGACAUUGACGACGGAGAUGAUUUCUUCGAUGCUGGCGUCGAUUCAAUUAUGGCUGCGAGGAUCCGAGCUGCGCUUCUUCAGCGCUUGGAUUUGCAAGGGUCGCCUCUAGCUUCCAACGUCGUCUAUGAGCACUCCAACAUCAACAACCUCUGUUCUUUCCUCGACGAUCCCAUCGCCGUCAACGCGGAACGGAAUGCAGCGAACAUCGCACGCGAUUUGGUUGAACGUCAUUCUCGCUUUUCCGUGCCCCUAGAGACUAAUAACAACUUCGAUGGAGCGUUGACCUUCCUAGUAACAGGCGGUACGGGCGCCCUUGGUUCCCGCAUCCUCGACCAACUCCUACAGCUUCCGAAGUCUCAAGUUGCAUCUGUCUAUUGUCUCGCUCGAGCCGACAACGAUGAUUUGGCGCAGGCAAGACUCCUUCGAGCUCUCAGAGCGCGUAAUUGCAGCAGUAGUCUCGAGGAUGGACAGGUGCAGGGAAGACUAGUUGCCAAAGCAACACUGGAUGACGAGACCAGAGUCCUGUUGCGUGACAAAACGAGACGACUCGUCAUUAUCCAUUGCGCAUGGACGGUCAACUUUGCCUUGAGUCUGGCAUCGUUCGAAAAGGAUUGCAUUGCGUCGCUCAAGGACCUUCUGGAUCUCUUCCGAUCAAGCAGAGGUGCGACUCGAUUCGUCUUUUGCUCCUCUCUUGCCAGCAUAAUGCAGUCUCCUUCCCAGGUGAAGGAUGAAAUUCCUAGCUCCGACGUCUCCUCGGCAGGUCAGACUGGCUACGGGCAGUCGAAAUGGGUGGCCGAGCAGAUCUGCCAAGCCAGUCAUUCGUCUGAUCGUCCCGUCACAAUCGCCAGAGUCGGCCAGCUGUGCGGCGAUACUAAGCACGGGAUCUGGAACGAAACCGAAGCAUGGCCCCUUCUUGUGCGGACUGCCAACGAGGUUGGGAGUCUGCCAGCGACCGGUCCUGCUAUCGAUUGGCUGCCUGUCGACGUCGCCGCAAAAGCGAUCAUCGACAUUGCCCUCUCAACAACUACGAGCCCAAUCGCACACGUCACCACGCCCAUGCAAGCUCACCGGCCAUCGUGGUCAGAUUUUUUGCAUUGGCUACGCUCGAGUGGAGUCCGCUUUGACGUUAAGACCAACGAGGAAUGGCUAGAUCAAUUGAAGGCUGCCGGGACAAAGGUUCGAGGCCGAGCUCUAAUUGACGAUAUCUGGGCAACGCUUCAAGAUGCGUCGAGAGAAGAUAUCUCCGUCUCCUCAGUCGAGGCCGAAGCUGCCUCAACGACGCUAGCCAAGGCGACGACGGUGGAUGAGAGCCUGUGUCGGAAGUUCGUGAAUGCUUGGCGUGCCAAUGGAUUCCUCGAGUAGAGAGACGUGAGAAUGACAACACCAUCACUCAUCUGGCCAUUACUUUAAUGAAAGAAAACGAGUAAUUGCUCUGAUGGUCUUGAGAGAUCAGGGUUCUAUGCACUAGUC
Messenger RNA from Acaromyces ingoldii, 3455 nucleotides. Its product is annotated as acetyl-CoA synthetase-like protein. The coding region runs from base 96 to 3347 and encodes 1083 amino acids. The transcript is spliced from 14 exons. Lineage: Eukaryota; Fungi; Basidiomycota; Exobasidiomycetes; Exobasidiales; Cryptobasidiaceae. Gene Ontology annotation, molecular function: phosphopantetheine binding. The record is from RefSeq and is a predicted model, not a curated record.